AUGAGCAACCCUUUCCUGCAAAAUGACGCGCCAGCAAUCUCUCGCCAUAGGUUCAUAUGCGAACUGGAAUUCGUUCAAAGCUUGAGCAACCCAGACUACCUUCAUUGGUUGGCUAAAGAAAAGUAUUUCGAGGACCCGAAAUUUAUUCAGUUCCUGCACUACCUGCAAUAUUGGAAUGAUCCGGAGUAUGCGUGCCGGCUGCUUUUCCCUCAAUGUCUCGUUAUUUUGCGCUCGUUAAUCAGGUCGCCUCAGUUUCGAAAAAAUCUUGCGGAUCCAGAUGCGGCUCAGAUCUUGAAAAAGCAACAAUCAUGCGCGUGGAUUUAUAUGGAUAGAACGCCGGAAGAUUUCAGGCAAAUGUCCUGA
This is a messenger RNA of Gregarina niphandrodes, 363 nucleotides long. Its product is annotated as SOH1 family protein. Gene Ontology annotation, molecular function: transcription coregulator activity. The transcript is spliced from 2 exons. NCBI's taxonomy places the organism in Eukaryota, Apicomplexa, Conoidasida, Eugregarinorida, Gregarinidae. The coding region runs from base 1 to 363 and encodes 120 amino acids. The record is from RefSeq and is a predicted model, not a curated record. Gene Ontology annotation, cellular component: mediator complex; core mediator complex. Gene Ontology annotation, biological process: regulation of transcription by RNA polymerase II.